UUUGGUUUUUUCUCCCUGAGAAAAUUUUUAAUGCUGCGGUAACAAGUGUUUGCUUAUUUUGAUUUUGAUUUUUUUCUGCUUUCAGUUUUUUCUCCCUUUUCCUUUUCCCUUUUCCCUUUUUUCAUCACUCAAUUCAAGCAGCUUUGGAAAAACCAACCGGCCAACGGAUUUUUCACCUCUUGGAAUUUUUUCUGGAAGCAGUGAAAAGAAAUCUAAGUACUGGUGUACUGCUGAGAAGAAGCUUGCUGAAGUUUGGAAUCGUAGUUGCAGAUGCUGGUUUGAUUCUGCAAACUUAGAAGGGAAAAAUAAAUUAUAUCUAUGGAAGCAAGAGAAGGAAUCAGUUCAGGGGUUACGGUAAUUGGAGCUGAAGCUCCAUCAGCCUAUCAUGUGGCACCAAGAACUGAAGCACCAAGCCAGACUCAAGUUCCUGAAGCAGCACCAGCAGCACCAAAUGUUGGCGCCUCACCGAUGAGUGUGGGACUGGAUGGAACAGCGGUUAAGAAGAAACGAGGUAGACCAAGGAAGUACGGACCAGACGGGGCUGUGGCUAUGGCAUUGUCACCUUUGCCUAUUUCAUCUUCAGCUCCACUUUCUAAUGACUUCUCAUCUGGGAAGCGGGGCAAAUCAGCAGGAAUGGAGUACAAGAAACAUAAGAAACUGGGAUUGGAGAAUUUGGGUGAUUUGAAUGCUUGCUCUCUUGGUACAAACUUCAUGCCUCAUAUCAUCACUGUCAAUACUGGCGAGGAUAUUACAAUGAAGGUGAUAUCUUUUUCUCAACAAGGACCCCGGGCCAUAUGCAUCCUUUCUGCUACUGGUGUGAUUUCUAAUGUUACUCUACGUCAGCCUGAUUCUUCUGGGGGUACUUUGACCUAUGAGGGCCGCUUUGAGAUCCUCUCUCUUUCUGGAUCGUUCAUGCCAACUGACAGCCAGGGAACUCGAAGUAGGUCUGGGGGGAUGAGUGUCUCGCUGGCUAGCCCCGAUGGUCGUGUUGUGGGUGGUGGAGUUGCUGGCCUUCUCAUUGCAGCCAGUCCUGUGCAGGUGGUGGUGGGAAGUUUUCUCCCAAACAGUCAGCAAGACCCGAAACCAAAGAAGACCAAAUCUGAUUAUGCACCACCACCGGCUACCGUUACCCCACCAACAGUUGCAGUUUCGUCUGCACCACCCUCUACUAAUGCUGAGAAAGAAGAUGGCUUGGGCGGUGGACAUGUCCUGCAAAAUUCUGGAAACAUGAAUUCGAACAUGACUUCUCCCUCGACAUUCCGACGAGAAAACUGGGUGAACAUGCACUCUAUGCCGGACUUGAGACAGUCAGCUACCGACAUUAACAUCUCUCUGCCUGAUAGUUAAGAUGAUAAAAAAGGCUUCGCUGACAACAAAAGAUUAUUCUUGAUUGUGCUGUUUAGUUUUAUGUUUCUAGUGUUGUGUUAUCUCAUCUCAUCUAGAUUGCUUUCAGAAUCAGACCUAUGCUUUCUAUUAUCACCACAGGAGGUAGUAGUUGACAGGUUAGUGACUUGCAGGUUGCAGCUAGGUUUUAUUGUUUUUCUCUUCAGGUAGAGUAUCUCUGAUUUCCCGGCUGAUUAGGUAGAAGCUGCAGUAUGCAGUAAUCGAGUAAGCUAUUUCGGAUGUAAUGACAGCUUGUAUGCCUAUUUAUGACCUGAUUUGUUGGUGUAA
Prosopis cineraria is the source of this 1671-nucleotide messenger RNA. RefSeq names its product AT-hook motif nuclear-localized protein 7. The record is from RefSeq and is a predicted model, not a curated record. NCBI's taxonomy places the organism in Eukaryota, Viridiplantae, Streptophyta, Magnoliopsida, Fabales, Fabaceae. The transcript is spliced from 7 exons. Bases 319 to 1347 code for a protein of 342 amino acids. Gene Ontology annotation, molecular function: minor groove of adenine-thymine-rich DNA binding.